AUGCGGAUCGAGCCAUUGGCCGCCUCCUCCCACCUCCACACCACAUCCUCCGGCCUGCCCGUCGUCUACGACGCUGAGGCGCUCGAGACGUACUUCUCCACGCCCGACGGCGCAGAGGCGCUCACCGGCCGGCUCGGGAAGCUGGCACGAGUCACGUCGGGCCUCGGCGUCCGCGUCGGAACCACCUUCCUCGCGCUGCUCGCUGGGCUGGCGCCGCCGUCCGUCGGUCCGACGGCGCUGGAGGACGCGCUCGCGGCGUCGCCGGUGCGCGAGGCCUUCGAGGAGCUCGGCCCGACGUUUGUCAAGUUCGGCCAGGCACUCGGCUCCCGUCCCGACCUGGCUGGUGAGCGGCUCGCACUGCAGCUGCGCGCGCUGCAGGCCGAGAUGGCUCCGUUUGCCACCGCCGACGCGAGGGCCGUGAUCCAAGCCGAGUUCGGAGAGGUUGCGGCCGCGCCGCUGCUGCGCGCGCUGCCCGCCACGCCGGCCGCCGCCGCCUCCAUCGGCCAGGUGUACAAGGUGCAGCUGCCGCGGGGCCGCCGCUCCCUGCGGCGCGGGCUGCGGCGGCCGCCGCCGCAGACGCUCGCCGUCAAGGUGCUCCGGCCGGACGCGCGCGCGGCAGUCGCCGCCGACGCCGUGCUCGCCCGGCGGGCUGCGGGCGCGCUCGAGUCGCUGCGCGUGCCUGGCGGGCGGCGGCUGGUGCGUCCGGCGCUGGUGGCUGCGGUCGACGAGUUCUUUUGUCGACUAUUCGAGGAGAUGGACUACGAGCGCGAGGCGGAAAACAUCGCCGAGUUCAACGCGGUCUACGGGCGCCGGACCGAAGCGCGGCGGCAGCUGGGCCGCGGCGGCGAGAUCGUGCUGCCCGUCGCGUACUCGCCGUGGUGCGGCGAGCGGGUGAUCGCCAUGUCUUGGGUGGACGGGUCUCCGCUGGUGCCUCCGGACAGGAGGGCGGGCGGCGGUGCAGACGACCUGCCCGCCGCCCUCGCCGCGCGGCUCGCCGGCCGCGUUGCUCUCUCUCCGGCCCGGGCGGAGGAGGUGGCGCCGCCGCCGUCGCCGCUCGACGCGCUGCCGUGGGUGCGGCCACGGCCGGCUCUCGGCUACAUCGACUUCGGCCUCGUCUCGCACGUGCCUGUGCAGGUGCGCGAGGGCCUCGUCUGCGCGGUCGCGCAGCUGCUCUUCGCACGCGACACGGCGAAGGUCGCUUCCCUCUUCGGCGAGCUGAUGCUGCUGCCGCCCGCCAAGCUCGACGAGCCGGCCACGCGCGCCGCCCUCGAGGCCGCCCUCGCCCGCGCCGCGAGCAAGUUGCUCGACUACCCGCCCGGCGCAGCGCUGCCCGAGAUCCGCUUCGAUGCCCUGGUGGGCGAGGUUGCCGCGAUCGCGCCUGCCUUCGAGUUCGAGCUGCCGCCCUACUUCCUCAACAACGCGCGCGCGCUGGCGAGCCUCGAGGGCCUCGCGCGCGCGGCGGACCCGACCUUCUCCAUCGUCGAGUCCAUCUACCCUUUCGCCCUCACCACUAUCCUCGCCGGAGACGCAUCGCCGCUCAUGCGCCGCACGCUCGACGACUUGGCGACCGACCCCGCGACGGGCCGCGUCUCCGUCCGAAAGCUACGCAGCCUCGUCGACCAGCUCGCGGCGCUCUCGCGCAAGCCACGCCUCGCCGUCACGCUCGACGUGGUGCGCACGCGCGGCGGCCGCCGGGUCAUCCGCCGGCUAGCGAGGCAGGCGCUGCGGGGCCGCGGCAGCGCGAAAACAUAG
Molecule: messenger RNA, 1752 nt
Organism: Emiliania huxleyi CCMP1516
Lineage: Eukaryota; Haptophyta; Isochrysidales; Noelaerhabdaceae
Exons: 3
Coding region: 1-1752 (583 amino acids)
Source: RefSeq, a predicted model, not a curated record